Rhodotorula toruloides NP11 is the source of this 2205-nucleotide messenger RNA. Its product is annotated as Zn(2)-C6 fungal-type transcription factor. The record is from RefSeq and is a predicted model, not a curated record. Gene Ontology annotation, biological process: regulation of DNA-templated transcription. Bases 1 to 2205 code for a protein of 734 amino acids. Gene Ontology annotation, cellular component: nucleus. Gene Ontology annotation, molecular function: zinc ion binding; transcription cis-regulatory region binding; DNA-binding transcription factor activity, RNA polymerase II-specific. The transcript is spliced from 9 exons. Lineage: Eukaryota; Fungi; Basidiomycota; Microbotryomycetes; Sporidiobolales; Sporidiobolaceae.
AUGGACGACCAAACUGCUGCUGGCUCUGCCGACCGUGACCGCACGCAGAACGAAGCCUGCACCGCAUGCCGAGCGGUCAAGCGACGAUGCAUGAACGAGGGCAAGGGCUCUGUGUGCACGCGCUGCCAGAAAAUGGGCCUCAGCUGCGAGUAUCACCAGCUGAAGAGGGGCAGGAAGCCCGGCACGCAGGUCGGGUCAAAGAAACGACACGCUGCAUCUGCCGACACGGGCGACCUCGAUAGCCAAGAAUCGGCGCAACCCUUCGCCUCGACCUCUUCUCAGCCGGCCGAUAGUCCAGCAUCAGGCAGCGAGCGGAGGGAUUGGCUUGCGGACCUGCUCACACAACAGGCGAACGGAAACGGCGCCGCACAGUCAGCGCAUCCGCAAAGCUUCGCCACUGGCAUGACAGCAGCAGCAGGAUCGUCGUCGGCUCAGUCGCCAGCUCAGGCCGUGCCGGCGAUCGGAGGCUUCUCCCUCGAGAAACUCUACGAGGAAAGGCAAAACGUGGCGGGCGACAGGAACGAUCCGCGGCAGCAAUCGCUUGCCGACGCUUUCGCGCCGCGGUCUGCGCGACGGAGACCGCAGCAGCCGGAGCCCGUCUUCGAGGACGCUGUCAAAGCGGGCAUCGUGCCGGAGGAGCAAGUACCCGGACUCUUCAGCUUCUACUUCAUGCACCUCAACCCAAUGACCUCUCUGCUUGAUCCCGAACUUCAUACGGCUGCCUUCUGCCGGGCGCGAUCCGCCAUCCUCUUCACGGCAAUCCUCACCGUCUCGGCCAAAGUCUGCCUGCCCGUCCUGCUCGGCCCUGCGCUCAAGCACGCAAAGGUUCUCCUCGGCCAAGCUUUCGAGGCCGGAACGAACAACCUCGAGCUCGUCCAGGCGCUCGCAACUCUCGUCUUCUGGCAAGACCCGACCGACGACAGCGGCGCGCGCAAGCUCGCCUACGCCGUCCGCUGCGCUUUCGAGCUCGGAAUCCACAAGCGAGGUCCGCGACCUUUGCCCCAGGGCGAGUUGGAGCGACGCCACUUCCUCAAUCCGGAACGAACCUGGAUCUACCUCACCAUCGCCGACCACCGCUUCUCGACGCAGCGCGGUCUUCCAAAGAUGAUCUCGAAUGACUUUCGCGGCGACGCAGUACCUUGGCUACUCGAACACGACUCGGCGCACUUUUGCCCGCAUGAGGUCGGCCUCGCACCCCUCCUCGAACUCGGUCGACUGCUCGACAUCUUUGCCGUCCUCAUCUCGCCUGAAGACGGGUCGCCGUCUGUCGAGCUCAUGCGCAGUCUCGAGCGGAAUGUCGAAGCUUGGCGCGGCAAGUGGUGUCUGGAACACACCUCUCCCGCAACUCUGCCCUUACAGCCCUCUCAAAAAUCCCUCGUUCGCUUCUACGCCCAAGUCCUCCACUUCCAAAUCCUCGAAGUCAACCUCUACCUCGCGAUCAAGCAGUCUGGCUCGACAGACCCGAUCGCUUUCGACCCUCGGCUCACUCCGCCGCUCGUCUUUGCCGGCUGUGUCACGUCAGCGAUCAAGGUUCUGGACAUCAUGGAGCGCGAGCUGCGGUACAUGGUGUACAGCUUCGAUUCCAUGUGGGUCGGCGCCGCAAGCUCCGCCAUCUGGCUCACGCAGAACCUGUCGGGCAUGGAGCCGCAUCAGCGUCGAGCGGCGAUUGCCUCCAUCAACCGCCUCCAGGCCGCCUGUUCCGACUUGUCUACCAACCAGGAGAGCAUGUCCGCGUACACGUCUCGCCUCCUUCAGCACUUGCUGUCGAAGGUUCGACCGGAUGCGACGGCAGGACCGACGCAAGGCAGCAGCGAGACUGGUCAGGCAGCAAAUCCUCAGCCUGCGACGAUGCCGCCGCCGCCUUUCGUGACCGCGAGCUUGAACGCCGCGACCUGGAGUACCGAGCCGAACUCCUUUGGCAGCGGUCAUUCAGCAUCGCAUGGCGUUGGCGUCUUUACAACGGGCGGCAUCGGCAACAGCAGCGGAUUAGCGACGAGAUCCGCCUCUCCGCAGGCCUGGCUCGGCCUGCCUGCUGCACCGCAAGAGACGGGCGACGGACAGCAGGUCGAUCCCUCGCUCGACAUCUUCGGCGCCAACUUCCUCACGACGAUGAUGCCGCCGAGUCAGAACUGGGAUGCGCCGUUUCCUGCGGACGACGGCGUCCUCUGGGAAUCGCUCUUUCCGCUCUACCAUGGCGAUCCGUAG